Adelges cooleyi (spruce gall adelgid) is the source of this 1008-nucleotide messenger RNA. RefSeq lists its product as uncharacterized. Lineage: Eukaryota; Metazoa; Arthropoda; Insecta; Hemiptera; Adelgidae. The record is from RefSeq and is a predicted model, not a curated record. The transcript has 2 exons. Bases 68 to 532 code for a protein of 154 amino acids.
AAUACAACAUCUACGAAGUCAAAGAUGCAGCCAAACUACUUUAUUAACAAAACUACUGCAGGCGAGUAUGAGUUAUUGGACAUAUAAGUCGAUCAAACUGAUCGAGAGAUAUUUAUCGAACAGUUUGGCGAGCCGGAAGCAGUCUUGGAUAAUGAAGGGUAUUUGCAUGAUAUAUUUGAGGAUAGUGAAGAAGAAGAAAAACAAACUGGUCGUUCGUCUUCAGUAUACGAUUCUCAAGAUGAAAGCGAAUCAAAAAUGGAAACCCGCGUAUUUGGCGAACACGCCGCUGACUAUACUCCGGUCCAUCCAUCCCACCUAUAUGAAUGUUCAAGAAAAAAUGGAAACAUAUUUGGUUGAAUGGUCUCUAGAAGACAGCGGUGCGAUGAGUGACCUAUGUUGGCGUAUGUCAUUCCCAGGCUUGGCAGACAGCUAUAGAAAUUUGGAGCGAAUUUAUGCCGGGGCGUACGACGUUGACAAUUUCAGGGAAAACGCUUGUGAGCACCCAAAAUUAUACUAUAGUUAUUUUCAAUAAAAAACAGUAGCAUCCUUAUUAAAUCAUCCGAGAACACUAAUAUCUUUUAGGGGGAUGGUUCGGGCAAAUUUCUAGUGUUUUUUUUCAUUUCGGGUAGUAGUAUUAUGUUUGGAGAUGUGGGGCACCAAUUUUAUCUUGAGCAAUUAUAAAUGUGGGUCUGUUAGCAGUAUAAAUUUAGAGAGGACUACGAGAAGAAAUUACUAUAUCUGCAAUUACUUCAGUAGUGGACCUUGAACGGGUUGCCUCAUGGAAACAAAUUUUCCGACCAGCGCACCUAAUUAGACUUAACAAACUUAAAAAAAUGUGAAGUUUGCAGGGCCAGACUGGAGGUCUGGGUAAACUUGACAGAUCUUAAUAUGAUACAUGCCACAAACCCUAACUUUACCCUAAAAUCAGAAAUAGUCAGGACUUAUUUUAAUUAUUUUAUCCCAAUUUCUGAACACUAUCCAAUAUUAGGUGUGUAGAUUUCAAUGUCA